AAAUGUCAACCGUUGUGUCAAACAACGCACAGGGUAAAAAAGUGAUAAAAGACUAUUUUCCACCACUAUACAUGUACUCCAAGAUGCAGUGUUGAAAAAGUGCAUCGGUGAAUGGACUGCAUUUAACCCAGCGGAGCAUGAACACCCUGAAGGCACCGUCGCUACACUCGCUGCUGGAUUCCGACCAUGGGUCCAACGAAAGUUUGCUGGCGGAAUCGCUCCAGCUCGACAUCGAAGAGCUGGAUGACGAAGAGUACGCAAUCCCGGCCGUCGACACACUGCCAACGCUGGAAAGUGUGCUGAGCGAAAUCGACAGCGAUCUGGACAGUGUUUCAGCGCUCGGUGUAAGACACUCGAACGGAAAUGGAACCGGAACGCAAACAUCCCUCGCGGACGAUGAUCUGAUCCGUGGCGGAACCACACCAACCCCUUCGCUGGAGGAACAGAUGAAGCUGGAGUCAAUUCUGCGACAUGUCGUGCUGCACGGUGUAACGGCCCAGCUGACCUCGGCCGUCGAUCGUGUGGAUGCUGGGCUAGCUACUUCGUGUGCCGUGUCGAUGAUGAUCGCCGUAGGUACGUCGCACGGACACAUUCUGGCGUUCGAUUGUACGCAAACACUGAAAUGGUGCUGCCAGGAAGGAAUCACACAGGGAGCCGUUUCGGCGAUGGCAUUCAACGAGGACUGUACCCGUUUGCUGGCAGGAUUCGCUCGAGGCGCUAUCCUCAUGAUCGAUACUCAAACGGGGGACGUCAUAAGGACGCUGAAUGAAGUCAUCACGCCGAAUACGGGCGUGCUGCACCUGAAGUGGACGAACAGGCCCGCGCUUGCGUUGUGCUCCGAUUCGGGUGGAUCUGUUUGGAGUUUGAACUUUACCCGCCGACUUGGCAUCCGGGGUUGCGAUUCCCGGUGUCUGUUUAGUGGAGCGCGUGGAGAGGUGUGUACCGUCGAACCGUUGCUCAUCGGUGACGAAGAUCAUCCACUGAAAACGUAUACCAUAGUGGCACUGGCAACGCUAAGCAAGUUCUUCGUCGUGCUGAUACGGUCACGGUUAAAAGUGAUCAAGUUUCAUCCGAUGGCAGGGUAUCCAGAUUGUUUGCCGCUUCUCGCCUGGCAGAUGGUGCUGAUUCAAGCGGCCGAUUCGACGAGAAGCAUAGAUCCGGUACUGGCUGCGGCACGCGGAAGCGAUCUGUUCUUCCAUCAAAUCAUCUACAACAGUGGGCGCAUCUCGUUGCUCUUCCUGCGGCACAUCCAGCUGUCGUACAAUCUGCUCGCCAUCCAUUGGCUGGGGCCGAAAUCGAUCGCCUGCUUGGAUACGAAGGAAACCCUGCAUCUGUCCGACGUCCGCACGAACCGAGAGCUGGAGGUGAUUGACCUUUCGAACGUCGGACUCAUGUACAACUCGGCACAGUUUAAGGGAUUGGCCACGGGUGGCAAUGUGUCUCCAGCGCUAGCCUUAGCAGGUGCAGCCGCCUGCUACAAUACGGUAGUUUCGCAGGGCAAUCAGUUGUACUUGCUGGGAGGCAAAAGUCUGCACGCAAUAAAUGCCCGAGCCUGGAGCGAUCGCAUAUCAUACCUUACCUCGAUGCAGCGGUGGGAUGAAGCGAUCGAGCUGGCGAUCGAAGGAUACAGGGCGGCGGCCGGUCGGCAUCGCAGGCUGGUAUCGUCGAAGGAACGAAUUUUACGCAUGUACGAGGAAUAUCUGAGCGUCACCAAGAAAACACCGGAACUGUGCCUCGAAGCGAUAGUGGCGUGUUUGAUCGAAAUUCAGGAAAAGCAAUUGCUCUGGGAAGAACUGUACGAUCGACUUCCUUCCACGGACCGUUACCUUCAAAUCGUAGCGAAGCACAUCGAAUCCGACCAUCUCGAUACCGUAGCACCGAGCGUGGCGCAAGUCAUGUGUGACUACUUCUGGAAGAAGGGCGAAACGGCCCGUUUGGAAAACUUGAUUCUCAAGCUCAACUGGCAGUGUCUCGAUCUGCACCAGGUGCUCACCAUUUGCCGUAAAGAACGGCUCUACCGAGCACAGAUGUAUCUGAACACGAAAGCCCUUGGCGAUUACACCAUUUCCCUGACCGAUCUCAUACCGGAGAUCGAGCUAGCGACGGACGACCUGCAUCUCGGCAACUGCAUCCUGGUGUACAUCUCCAGCUGUCUCGCUGGGCGCGGCUAUCCAGCGGGCGAGAUUGCUCCGGAAACCAUUCCCACCGUGAAGCACGAGGUGUUGCGCUGCCUGACCGUUACCCACUCAAAGAACGCCCCGGAAGACGAGCUUUCGUAUCCUUACCUACGCAAACUCCUCCAGUUCGACACACGCGAAACACUGAACGUAAUUUCACUCGCCUUCCAGGAGAAGGAAUUCAACGGCGAACUGGGUUUGUCACAGCGUCAGCGCAUCAUCAACAUCCUGCUUGAAAUUUUAACGCCCGAACACGCCACCUGGUCACAGAUUGGAGCGCUGCUGAACUUUAUCGCUCAGCAGAUCGCUUCCCGAGAGCUGCCAGAAAACGAGCUUCUGUUGGAGAAGGUCGUCACCUACCUGACAGCCCCCACGGAUGUUCCACUGUCCAGGAGGGAACACUUCGAGCGCGAACAAACGUGGCUCGAACUGCUCUGCUCGAACUGUCUCGACCACAUUCCGACGGAGCGGUUGCUCGACAUUGCGCGGCAGAACCGGUGCUACCACGUAGCCGAGCAUUUGCUGGAGCGUUUGGGCAAAUAUGAGGAAAUUUUUGAUUGCUACCUGUUGGACGAGUUCCGACGCGUGCAGCUGUUUGCGUACAUCGCACAGCACGCGACGGACACCCGGCGCCAGAUAUACGCGCUGGUGGUGAAGAACCUUUACCAAAUAGUGGACAUAAACUGUGAACAGGCGGUGCGCGUGCUUGUGGACAGCUUCAUGCGCUAUUUGAGCCAUUUCCUGCAGCUGCUGGAGCAGGCAGGCGUUCCGGAGCGUCUGUUUCGAUUUCUGGAAGCGCUCCUCAAGCAAUCGGUACAGCUGGAGACGACGGAUCUGGAGCGGUACCUGGAACUGCUUUGUCAGUACCGCCCGGAAGAGGUAAUCGAUUUUCUCAAAUCGAACGACUCGUACCGGUUGGAUAAUGCCGUCCGAACGAUCAAGCGCUUCGAGCUGAACGCUCCCUUGAUCUACCUGUACGAGAAGCAGGGCGACUACCAGUCGGCGUACGCCGUGGCCGUCGAAACGCUAAAGGACGCGCCCGAAAGCGCGUCCGAAAUGUGCGCACUGCAGGUCAGCGCUCUCUGUACGCGUGCCUCCUCCGUGCUGACGGAAAGCGACCGGGAACAGCUAUGGUUUUCGCUGCUUCACAUCGUACUCGCCCGCAACGAUCUCACCUCGAUCACGAAAAACAUUCUUCACUCGGCGAGCGAGUUUGUCGACCUGUCCAAGCUGGUACAGCUGGUGCUAACAUCCGGCACCAACACGGGCAACUUUGGGGACAUAAAGCAUCUGCUGAUCGGGAUGCUGUCCAACUCGGCGUACGAAACGCUGCUGCUGCAGACGACGUCACGCAUAUUGGGUCAGGAUUUGCACGCCAUGUUGGCCCGCGAACGCCGGAUAGCGAUGCGCGGGCUGGCCGUUAAGUCGAUCAAAUGUAUUGUGUGUCGGUCACGGCUUUACAACACCGAACGGCAACCGGUGGUCGUGAUGGGCGAUUGUGGCCAUGCAAUGCACCAGCAGUGUGCCACGAACUUCUGUACCGUUCCGAUCGAUUCACCGUCGGAGGCUCGUGUGGCAGGAGCAGAAGCGGACACGAAAACCGGGCCAACGUCAACAAUGUAUCGGCUAAAGUGUCCGCGAUGUGAUGCGGUGGUAGAGGAAGAAUGCUCCAUCCGAACGCCGGAAUGCUACGCGGAGAGUGUUCCGUACGCCGAUUCGAGCGCCGACAAAGGUCCAAGCACGCUGAAACUGAGUGCUCCUCCACGGGUGGGUUGAGAUACGAAUCGCAGGCGGCUCAUAGUCGGAAACGCGCCCGCUGAUCCGAUUUACUAGUAUAAUUCCUACCAAAACUACUACACGUACUAGCUACCUACGUCUACUGUUAUACCGUUUAGUCAAUACCGUGUACAAGAAAGAAGAUAUUAUUUAUGUUGCAUUUGUUGGCACGAGCUGGUUAGGCUACCCCCCAUUCCGGUAGCGAAUGUCCGAUCGACAGCAAAACAGAAGAACUAUGCCAAGCCAUAGGAACGAUGUAAUGUUUCGACAGCGGAAAAGAGAAAUAAACCUUGCCGUUCAUUCCUUUCGAAUGGUGUGGCGACUA
Messenger RNA from Anopheles stephensi (Asian malaria mosquito), 4278 nucleotides. It is a transcript of the gene Vps8, whose product is annotated as vacuolar protein sorting-associated protein 8 homolog. Bases 138 to 3953 code for a protein of 1271 amino acids. Lineage: Eukaryota; Metazoa; Arthropoda; Insecta; Diptera; Culicidae. The record is from RefSeq and is a predicted model, not a curated record. The transcript has 4 exons. Gene Ontology annotation, biological process: vesicle-mediated transport; endosomal vesicle fusion; protein targeting to vacuole. Gene Ontology annotation, cellular component: HOPS complex; late endosome. Gene Ontology annotation, molecular function: protein binding.